Molecule: messenger RNA, 16050 nt
Organism: Cinara cedri
Lineage: Eukaryota; Metazoa; Arthropoda; Insecta; Hemiptera; Aphididae
Source: the annotation of a GenBank genome assembly
CACACACACGCAAACAAGAGAACAAGCGUCGUAGAUCCUAUUGUACUAAUACUUAUAAUAUUAUUAUUAUGUUUAAUAGUUCUAGUAUUAUAUUAUUAAUAUAGGCAAGUGAAUUUUGUUGUAGUGCUUUAAACUAAAUUAUUGUUUAAAUUAAAAUCAUUACAUCAUGGGAGUUCAAGGUUUAUGGAGUUUAUUGGAAUCGACUGGAAAACCUAUUCCUGUUGAAAAGUUGAAGAAUAAAGUCCUGAGCAUCGGUAUCCUUUUUAAACAAUAAUUGGUAUUUUAGUUUAGUCAAUUAAUUAUAUAUUAUUCAUUUUCAUAAUCAAUUUGGCAGAGUAAUUUUGUAAUUAGUGCUUUUAUUAUAUUCUCGAAUUAGGUAGGUACCUAUAUUUAAAAUAACAUAUAUUUACAAAUUCUAAUAUAUGUGUAUACCUACUCUAUUUCCUAACUUACAUUUAAGUUAAAUAUUAUAUUACAUUUGACCCCCAAUCAAUUAGUUCACUUUUAAAUGUAUUGGAUUAUUUCCAUAUGGUAUAAAUUGAAACAACAUAACCACCAUUCAUAAAAAUAAUAUCAAAUUUUAUAAAUUUACUUAUAUUUUAUUGCAAUAAAAUACCUAAGUUUAGUUAAUUAAAUGUCAGCUUAUAAUAUGUAAUUUAUUUAUAACUUAGGUUAUUAAAUAUUUAACAGUAAUUUUCCGUGCAUACUAUUUAUUAAUUAUUAUUGUUUAUUUAUGAAGCACAUUCAUAGUCAAUGCAACUACCUAUAAAUUAGUAAAUUUACCUAUUUGCUUGAUAAUACAGUAUAAUAAUAUGGCUUAAAGUUUGCAACUUUUAAGUAUUUAUGUUAGUAUAGUAGUAUACUUACGAUUGCUUACCUAUAACUAGGAUUAGAUUUAAAAGUAAAAUAUUAACUCGCAAUCUUGUUUUGGAGAUCUUCAAAUUUAAAUUAAGAUCUUUCAAAAAUAUUUAUUAUCAAGUUUACUGUACCUGAUUUAAUUAAUUAUUAUAAUAAUCGUGUUAAAAUAAAUAAACUAUAGUUUCUAAGACAGAUAGUAAAAUAGUAGCAUUAAUUGAUCAACUCUCUUAUAAUCCAAACAACACAUUUAAGGCACGUUGCCUAAACAGUAAUGGUGAGCCAAUAUGACUUUUCUGAUAGUCGAUAUUCAAAUAUUUGCUACUGACCCAAUAUUUUUUUAAAACCAUGAGUCAAUAUUUAAAUUAUCUUUAAUUAAAAAAUCCGAUAUCUGAUUUUCACUUAUAUAAUUUAAAUAUAUAUAUUAUAUACAACAUAUUAUAUGAAUUAAGUAACAUGUUUAUUAAACUGAGCACCUUUUAUUCCAAAAAAUAUCUGGUUUGAAAAGAUACCGAUAACUAAUUUUAUGAUAAUGCCAAUAUCAUUGUAUUCAAUUCAUACACAAUGGUGGUUCUGAUAUAAUAUGGCCAUAGUGGAAAAAUGUCCACAAUAAAUAUUUUAACAAAUAUUAACAUCUUAUUAUAAAAUACAAUUUAAUUAUUAUUACUUGAGUUUUAUUAAUUUCUGAUAAACAAAUAUGCAUAGAUAGUGAUUAAGGACCACAGGUAGAUCAACCUAGAUCAUCUAUUUUUUCUGUGAAAAUGUCAUUUCUAUAAUUUUUAACAAGUUCUAAGAAUUUUUUUAUUUUUAUAUUUCAUUAUAAAUUACAAUAAACAAUUAAGAACACAAACAAAACUACCUAAUACUACUUAAUACCUUAUUUUUAUGAUACACUUAGAAUUUUAAAUACAAUUUGGGUAUUUUAUUUCUAUAAAUUUGUUGGUUUAUUAUUAUGCUAUUUUAUGCUGUAUAAUUUAUUGUAAAACAAUAAUGAAAUUGGUAUGAUGCCAAUAAAAAAAAUAGAAUCUUUUUCUCCUAUAUUUUCUUGGUAAAUAAAUGUAUAUACAUACCUACUUUUAGAUUGUGAAAACACUUCCGUGCCUAUUGCUGAGUAUUAUUGACUAAAUAUGUUAUAGGAUAUAUAAGGUACACUCAAAUUUGUAUUUUCCCAUGGUUAUAUAAGCAUGUAUUGUUGAUUGUAUUCAAGAUAAUAAUUAUAGAAUUAAUCGUGGGAAUUCCAAACAAGACUGUAUGUUUUUAUGUAAUUAAAAAAUAAAAAAGAAACACCUUGCCAAGCUUACCUUAACUUUCACAUAUUUUCAGUUUAAUAAAAAAAAAAAAAAACAGUAACAAAUAUUUGUUUUAGAAUAAAUCAAAGUUUGAAAAAAUUAAUUUUUUGUAAUCUAUUUGAACAGAUCUAAAAUAACCACAGACUUUUGGGUUAUCUAAUAAAACAAUAUAUAUUUUAUAUUAAUAAUUUUUAUAUACCUAUGGCAUAAUUUAAUAUCUAUUUUGUCAAUAAUAUAGAUAUUAGGUAUCCAUAUACGUUAAGUUUUUUUAAGUGAUUUAUUAUAAGUAAUUUAAUUCUAUACUCUAUAGGUAAUAAGACAUAAGUACUUAAAAGGUUAUUAUUCAAUAUUCAACCUAUAAAUCAAGUUUUUUUUCACCUCUAAUAAUUAUUAAUUGAACAUACUCAUUCUUUAUAAUUUUAUCUGUUCUAGAAUAUUUUAUUUCUACACAAAGUCAUACUAUUUGUUUGGAAUAAAAAGUAUGAAUUGCUUUAUAUAUCAUUUAUUUAAUUUAAAUUAAGUAGAAAAACAAUACAAUUGAAAUCUUCUAUUAUUUUUCAAAAAUUGCUUUUUAAUUUAAUUAAUCCUUUUUGUGCAACAAGAAAUCUGAAAUGAUAAGUUAUUAUAAUAUGAAAUUAUCAAAUAGAAGGAAACUCUAAAUUUAAGAAUGGUAACAUUUGUUUAAAAAAAACUUUUAUCCAAGUUCUUUUGUGGUUUUAUUAAACUAUUACCAUAGAUGAAUUUAUGUGUUUUACAUAUUAAACUAAUAACUUGACAAAAUUUUCUGAAUGUUAAGUAAGUAUUAUUAUAUUUUGACCAUUUGAAUAGGAAUAUUUUAAAUUAUUAUACUCCUUUUUAAAAAUAAAUUUCCUUAAUUAUAUUUAUUAAAUAGAUGUUUCUAUAUGGUUGUAUCAAAUAAUAAAAGGUGUUCCAGAUGGUGAAUAUGGUACUGUAACCAAUAGACAUUUAAUUGUGAUGUUUCAUAGAAUAUGUAAACUGCUGUUUUAUGGUAUUAAACCUGUAUUUGUAUUUGAUGGUGGUGUACCAGAGCUUAAAAGAUUAACUAUCGUAAGUAUAAAAUACCAACUUAUUACGUGUAUUUAUUAACUGGAAUAUAAAAACCUUUUUCAAUUAAAAAACUAAAUUUCAUUAUUUUAUUCUAUUUUCUAUAACUAAGUAGGUAUAAUAAUAUUAAUUAUAAAAUACUAUGGGGUUUAUUUUUUAAAUAUACAUAGAUAUUUAGUUUAAUAUAUUUUAAAUUAUUUCAAAUAUUUAGAUCAAAUAAAACCAAUAUUAUUAUUAUACUAAAGUAUUCUAAUUAUUUUUAUUUAAAUUUUCUAUUUUUGGGUAUAAUUUAAAUUAUUAAACUUAUUUAAUGUUUAUGAUUAAUAGUAAAGGUUAUUUUACAAAUUAAAAACUUAAUUGAAUUGAAUUGAAACUUUUAUUUUAUUUAAGGAAUUUAAAUUUAAAUAAAUAAUUAGAUAUUAAAUCUUUUAAAGCAUUUUUAAUUUUUAUAUUUUGUGCAAAUUAAAAAAGAUUUUUUUUUUAAAUUAAACAGUUUAUUUUCAUUUUUAUAAUGCCAAAUAUAUUGAUAUUUGUUAAUUUAUAGUUAGAUGAAUAUUAAUAACUUUUAUUAGUUAUUCAACUUAAUUAAUAUGCAAUUAUUAUUAUUGAGAUUUACAAUUUGGUGGAGUUAUUUGUGACUCAGUUAACAAAAUAUAUCCUAGUAUUAUUAUAUUAUAAUUUUCUCAUGUAAUUUCCUGAUAUUUUUAACAGUUAGAUACUUAAAAAAAUAGGGUAGCAUAGGUUGCUACUAUUUCUAGUUUUGGUAAACACAAUCAUUUUUUUUUAAAAUCCAUGAGAAAAUUAUUACAUUUUAACUUGUUUCUAAUUCUGUGGGAACAAAAAUAUAUCUAGAUAAAAAUAUGUAUAGUAAUUUAUUUGAGCUAUAUAAUUACUAUUUCCUUAAUUACCAAGAAUUAGCUUUGGUAUUGUUUUAGUAGAUGUGCUACUUAAAAUUUAAUUUAUAAAUAAAAAACUGAUUUGAUUAAAAUCCUUAGAAAUACAAUAUCAAUAGAUUUCCUUGUUCUUAGUUGGUUUUAAUUUGUAUUAGAAAUCAGUAUAUCUGUUUUUAUUAUCAACAAUUAUUUCAGGUGUGUUUAUGUAAUAGUCAUUUGUUAUGUUAUUAUAAAAAUAUAAUUGUUGAUUAAACCACUAAAAAAUAAUAAAAAAUAAAAUUAUAGGUAAUUAUCAAACUAGAAUGAAUUAAAUUUUAUUAAAAUAUGUGUAUGUAAAUCUAAUUUGGAUUUCUAAGGAUUUAUAAAAAUAUAUAAAGUCUAAUUGUUAUUAGAUUCCAGCCAAAAGUUAAUUAAUUUAAAAUAAAUAAAUUAACAUAUAUCGUAAAAUUAAUUAAUUAUUUAAUUAAAAUACUUGUAUUAUUCUGAUAUUACAUCAACUGUGUUAGAGAUUAAUAACUAACAAUUUGAUCAUAGUAUCUAAUCUAAGAAAUGAAAAUAAUAAUUUGGAGAAGUAGGUUAUUAUUAAAAUUAUCAUUACAAUUACUUCUACAACAGUACAUUUUGGUGUAGGUAAGUUAAGUAUAAUGAGUAUUUAUUGUAUAAAAAAAAUAUAAUCAUUUAAAAACUUAAAAUGAUAGACAUAAUUCUCAUGAUGGGUGGACCACUGUUGUAGAUGAGAAGUUAGGAAGGGCGAGGUAAAAUUUAAUGUUUAUCUGUAUGCAAAAAUUAACCAUUGCUAAUGAAAAAGAUUUCUAAGCUGAAUUCAGUUAAUAGUGCUCCUUUCAAAACUUAAAUAUUACAAUUCUUAUAAAACAAAUCCACAUUACAAUUCAUUUUUUUCGACCACAAUGAACGACUUAUACAAAACUUCCUAUUAAAUUUUCUAACAUUCCUGUUUGGUCUAACAAUUUUAUCCACAGAGUACCUAUAACAAAAAUAACAAAAAUUAUAUAAAAAAAAUCCUAUCCAAAGAAUUAAAAUGUCUAUAAAUAACUCAAAAAUGGCUACAAUAUUUUGAAAAUUGUAUUUAAAAGGAAAAUAUAAGUUUUCUGUCAAAACUUCAAGUCUACCAAUAUUUUUAACUGGUAUCAAACAAAAAAGUUGAAAAAAAAAUAAAUUUCGUACAUUUUCCCUGUUUUUCCCAUGCCGCCCCUCCCCCCGUGUUUCCCAUUUAUUGGGAAAAUUGGAAAUUCAAAAAAUGACUAAUAUAUCACAAAUGAAUCACCCCAACAGAUUUUCUUUCAAAAAAAGUGCUAUCAUUGUACAUCAAAGCAAAAUUUCUGGUAAAAAAGUUGUCCACAAAAAAAAAAAAAAAAAAUAUAUAUAAUAAACAUCAUUGUGAAACCAAUACUCUAUUAAAGAGUAGCUCAAUUGCUCUACUCAAGAUGUAAAAGUAAAAUGUAUGAAUGUUAGAAUAUAAAAAUUCAAAUUUAUCAAACUAUAAAAUAUAAUUUGAUUAAAUAUAUAUUAUAUUAUUAAUCAAUUUUUUAACAUUAAAAAUUAUUAAAUUCAAAAGUAAAAUUUAAACAAUUAACAAAUAGUUUUCCAUUUGGAUUAAUAACAAGUCUAUGUAUUGCUUUAUUUUUGGACCACUGUUCUAAGUCUUUAUAAUAUAAUCAUAAAUACAAAUUAUAAAGUAUCUUUAGCUUUUAUGUUUUAUAAAAUUGAAUGAGACCGUAGAAUUUUGUCUUAGUUAUCUCAUGAUGUUUGUAUAUCUACCAAUAUGUCUUAAAACGCAUGCCUGUAAUCAUAUUUUAAACUUGGCUGAUUUUCAUAAUCAAACUAAUUAACUACAAAAACACAUAACUUCAAUUGAAAAUGAUUUAUUAAUCUAAAGUCUUAUUUAAUUUACUGGAACACAAUUUAAUCAAUAUUACAUGUUGUAUUUACUAGAUAUGCAGACAUAAAUAAUAAUAUAGCACUACAUAAAGUUUCCAAAACAAUAAUCAAAUUUUUUAUUAUCUAAUACAGAACAAAACUCACAAAAUUUUGUUUUGUUUGUUUUUUUGAAGUUUUAAUUGAGAAUUACACUUUUAAUUCAUAUAACAUUACUAUUAAUACCUGUAUAUUGAACCUGUAAUACAAUAUGUGUGCUGUUAAACUAUGAUAAUAUAUUUUUUUUUUAAAUGUAAUGGGAAUCUACUUAGUUUAUUGAGAUAGAAAAACAUUUGAAAUUUAUAUUUAUUUCACAAUUUACAACUAUAUUCUUAUUUUGAUAAUAUGUUAUCUUUUUACAGUACUAUGACUAAUAAUGAUUUAUACCAAUAAUAUAAUGAUGACUUUUAGGCUCGUAGACAAGCUCAAAAAGCCCUUGCCAAAAAAGCAUCUGAAAAAAUCCAACAAAAAAUUGUAAAAAACAUGUUAGAACAAGCAGCUUUAAAAACUGUAAUGGACAGUGGAAAUACUCAAACUGAAGAUGAAGUGAUCUCACAAACUGUUAAAAUGUUGCACAAAGAACCAGAAAAUGAUUUAUUCCAGUUACCCAAUUUAUCAAAAGACUUGUAAAUUAAUGGGAAUUUAGUUAAAAAAUAUAUUAUUUUAAAUGUAUCAUUUGUUUUCUAGUGAAAUCAAAACACCUGAAAAAAAACAAUCCAAUUUUAAUUUAUCUAAAGAAAAAACUGAAAAUAUCGUAUUACUAGCUGUGAAAAAUCAAGAAAAAGAUUUUUUGUAUACAAAUAGUGCAAAAGACAAAGACAAAAAUUCCCCUGCAAAGUUAAAUGUAUGUAUGCACUGUACUUGUUAAAAAUAUGAUUUUUUUUUUUUUUUUUAAAAAAACCUGGUUUGGAAAGUUUUGAAACAUAUUUUAACAAGAAACUAAAAUUUUAUAAAUAAGGGACAGAAUUUUUUAAUUCUUUAAGUACUUAUAUUUUAAUGCCUUUUUUUUAAUAUUGACUAAUGCAUGUAUAUUUAAAUAAAAGAGUAUCUAUAGGCUACACAAAGACCAGUUGCGAAUUCAUCUUGUUAUUUUUAAAAUAAGUGUAUCAUUGUAAAACCACAUUUUUAUUAUAUUAUACAAUAAUGCUAAUAUCUAUUUACUUAUUAGCUAAUUCAACAACCAUACAUAUAUAUUAAUAACUAUGGGUCAAUGGAUAUAAUGGAAAUUAUAAGACGGAAUCAAUUUCAUUUCAUUAUAAGACUGGGUUUUAUGUAUUAAUGGAUAACUGUAAAUUUUAAUUUUGGUUAAUAAUUAUGGUUUCAGACAUUUUCAUCUCUACAAAUUGGAGAACUUAUGAAUGAUUUUAAAGAUGAUCAAAAACGUAAAACUGACACAAAAAAACAACAAAAAUCAAAACAUGAAAUGACAUUAAACGAAUUAGAAAUGUUUUUGAAUAAUAAAAGCAACACCAGUGAACCGAUUGGCGAAUUCAGUCAAAAAAUUGCUUCUGAUCAUAAUACUGUUUAUUAUUAUGAAUCUGGUAUGUAAAAAAUUUAAAUUGAAAUGCAUAAUAUUAAUGAAAUAACAUGCAUGGAUUUAUAAUUACGAAAAGUAUAUCUAAACCUUUUAUCAAAUUAAUGAGCAGUCCUAAGAAAUAAACAAUUUGUAUUCUCAUCAAUGAAAAUGUAUGAGCAGAAGUAGAACCCAAUAUCUUGGGUUUCGCAAAAACAUAUCCUAAAUUGAAACUUUAAACAUUUAUCCAGCUGUAGGCUUUCAAUAUAUUUAUAUUAUCUUAAGAGCAAUUUAUAUACAUUUAUCAAGUAUUCAAAAAAUGUUACCCAUAUAAAAUAAAAAAUGAUUUAUAAUCAAAAAGGCAAUAAUUAAUCUUCGCGUACAAAUAUACAAUAAAUUUCCAUUCUAUCUUCCUAACUACUUACCUACAACAGUGGCCUACCAUACCCAAGUGAAGUAUGUCUGUUUGUGGUUCUUAUUUUUAUAUCAAUAUAAUAGAAUAAUAUUUUAGAUUCUGAGUGGAGCGAAGAACCUUAUGGAUUUAAAAAGAUUUUUAUUAUUAUUUUUUUAAUCUGUGGGCAACUUUUCUACUUGAAGACUUGCUCAGAUUUUUAAUGUAACAUUUUUUCUAAAAGGAAAUCAGUGUGUAGAGGUACUUUAAGGUGGUCAUUUUUUGAUUUUCUCAAGAUCUUUCUCAUCAAAUUUGAAAAACUGAAAAAAACUGAAGAAAACAGGAAAAUAUAAGAAAAGUAGAUAUUAGUUAAAAUAUUUGAUGGCUUUCUUUUUUUCUAUGCACAACUUUUCUAUCAACAAUUUUGUUUCAACUUGUAAUGGUAGCAAUUUUUCUUAAAGGAAAUUUCACUAAGGAGGUAUUUUAAAGAGGUAAUUUUUCAAUUUUCUCAAGAGUUUUAUUAAAUUUGAAAAACCGGGAGGGGAGACUUGAGAAAACUGAAAAAAUUAGUACAAUGCUAAACAAAUAUUAUUAAAGAAAAUUUAUAAAGCCUUUUCAAUUUUUUUGCUAUAAAAUGACAUAUAAAUUGUUUACAAAGCAUCAGUAUCAACUGAACUCUGCUCAGAAUUGUAUUUCAUAAGCAAUGAUUUAUUGUUGCCUACAGGUAUACAUCUAUAACAGUGGCUGCUUCUGUCCUCAUUAUUCUAGGAUAUCUUUUUCUUUUAUAUAUUUGUAUUUAAAGAACAUUUGCGCUGUUUAUAGACAUUUAAAUUUUUUGUUGAAAUUCAGUUAAAACCAAAAACUGAUCUCCCUAAAGUAUCAUUGGACAAAAUUUCCAUUAAGAAAAUUUGCCCACGUAUACAAGAUUUCUAGUAGAGACCAGUUUAAAAUCAAUACAUUCUUCCCUUGACUCAGAAUCUAAAAACAACUAACAUUUUAAAUAUUAGUUAUAACUCAAAAAUUAGUACACAUUUUUUACCAGAAACCACUCCAGAAGUUGAUGGUUGGAAAACAUUUCUAGUCUAGAAAUUGUUCACUAACAAAUAAAUAUAUAUUUAACUAUUUCUUUGCUUAUAAUAAAGAAUUCAUUAAACUAUUAAUACUUAAUAGUCUACAAUGAAUAGUUAUGUAAAAGAUAGUAAUUUUUAUUCUAACAAUAUAAUAUUAAAAUGUAUUCACUUUUAGAUAUUAAUAAGAAGCCAUCCAGUAGUAGUAGUAGUUCUAUGAAUAAUGAAGUAUCCAAUAAGAUACAAACUUCUGAUUUAAAAAAAAAUGUUACAACUGAAUCAAAGAAUACUAGUCAAAAAGUAUCUAUACCUGAUGUUAUUGGAUCACCUAAUCUAAUUGAUGGUAUAAAUUAGUAUUCUAUUUUUAUAGAUUUUUUUUUCUCUUUGAUUAUAUUAUUAAUAUAUAAAUUACAUAUUAUAUAUAUAUAUAUCUUUACAGAUAUAGAUGAAGACAUUUUUAAAGCAUUUGCAGGAGAUGAGUCUCUGGAAGAAGAUAAACUGGCAUGGCUUAUAUUUAAUGAGAAUAAAAAAGCUAGUAAAAGAAGAUCAAGUAAUAAAUAAAUUAGUUUAAACUAAAAUAUAUUAUAACAUGUAAUAUUUCUUUGUAGGCGAAUUUGAGUCUCCCAAUUUGAGAUGUUCUAAAACAGACGAUAAGGGUUCUGAUGUAUUAACAUCAUCAGAAGAAGAUAUAAACACUAAAAAUAAUAAAGAUCCAUCCAGAAAAUCUUUUGAAAACAUUAAUAUUGCUGAUGAUAAAUCUAAUGAAGUCCGUUUAGAUGUUUUUAAUGAAGCAAAUGAUUUGUCCUGUGUGUCCAGUAAUGAUGGUUAAUAUAUUUUAUAUUUUUAGUUUUAAGAUCCUAAUUUAAAUAAAAUUUAAGAGAUUUUGAUCUAAGUUGAUCUAAAUUUUAAAUACAAUUGAAUUAUUUGACAAAUAUCAAACUAAAUAAAAUAGUGUAAUCAAAAUAUAUUAUUCAUUUUAACCUAAUUAUUAAUUUAACUUUAGAUGAUAAUAGUUAUCGUAAUAUUCCAUCUACAAGCAAAGAUACUUUUGAGUCAUAUUCUAGUUAUAAAUCUGAAGAGGCCCAGAAACGUACUAAAUCACACUCUGAUGGAUCCUACAGUGAUUCACCACUACUGUUAUCUGAAAGUUCUGAUGGAUCAUUAUCUGAAAAUUCUCUGGACUUUUCAUCUGAUGAUAGUGUACCUGGUUAUGUGAUUCAGAAGAAAAACAUAUUUGGUUUGUUUAUUCAUAUUACACAUUACAAAUUGUAUAUUAUGGUGUACCCAUGGAAUACAGGAACACUUUAUAACUCUGUACCUUAUGCAUAUUUGAGUUUUCAGAAUAUGAAAAUCAAACUAUGGGACCAUUCAUUUUUCUGACUUAGAAUUUUUUUCAAUUCAUGAGCACAAGUUUUAUUCUGAGCAUUGUGAAACGGAUCAAAACUUUGUUUUUUUUCUUUAUGAGAAUCCCUAUUUUUAAAACUAUUUUAAAUUUUUAAAAUAUUUUAAACCAUAUAAUAAUAAUAUUAAUGUAUAAACUUGUUUUGUAAAUUCAAAAUUGACUGAUGUGAGUUAUUUGAAGCUUGAAAAAUAAAAAUAAAACAUUUUGAUCAUUUAAUUAUAAUUCAUCAAUCUGACUUGAGUAAUACUAAACUAGGUUUUUAAACUUAAAAAAAAAAAUUAUAUCAAAAAAUUGAAUGGCCCAAUAACUGCUUAUUCUCUUUUUAAACAAUUAAUACCACUCACUUUGAUUAAAAAAUGUAUGAAAUUAUUUUAUGUCCAUGGAAACAGGGAACACUUUAUAACUCUGUACCUUAUGCAUGUUUUAAAUAUUUUUAAGAUCUAAAAUUAGACUACCUAUACUAACAAAUUGUUUAUAUUAUAGAGGAAGAAGAUAAAUUGUUAAUGCAUGCUAAUUCUAAUAAGAAUUUGGAUCCUUUGAAAUUUGGUAAAACUGAAUUUAAAGAACUAAAUGAUGAUAGUAAGAAUGUUAUUAAAACUACAAUAAGUAACUGACUCAUGUUACACAUAUAGUUUGACUAAUUUUUGUAAUUGAUUUACUUUCAGUUAUAGAGGACGAUGAAGAUCCAUUACCACCAUUAAAACUCGAUAAAAAAUCAAUGAAAUUUUAUGCUGAAGUAGAUGCUUUAUUUGCUGAUAAACGUGUGUGGGCUAUGAAGGUACUUAUAUUUUACUUUUCAAUUAUCUGAAUAUUGAAUACAUUAUGUUUUUUUUUUUUAGGAUACAUUAGUUAUGCGUAAAUAUGAUUUGGAACUUUUAAAAGAUAAAUCUGAUAGAUUGGGAUCUACUAUAACACAAAAAAUUACAUCACAAAUUAAGGUGAUUAAUUGAUACAUAAUUUAAAGAUAGUAUUAAAACAUUAAUAUAAAUUCAAAAUUUAAGCUGACUAUUUAUAGUACUGUUUACAUCUACUUGGUUUAUUUAUUUAUAUAUUUCAAUAUUUUAUAAAAAAAAAAAAAAAAAACUUAUGUUAGUUUAUUAUAAAUUAUUUUAUUCUUAAAUAUUUAUUUUGUACAAUACUGCUUAAUGAGAUCAUCUUAAAUUGUAUCUACAGACACUUAAUGUUAUCUAAAAUAGUUACAUUAUUUAAUAAGUAUUGAGAUUUAUUUGUAUUAGUACAAGUUAAAUUAUUGGUUUCAUUAUUUUAUUAUAAUUUUUUGAUUUAAAAUAAUACUUAUGUCCAUCAAUUUAUUUAUUUAUAUAGUACUAAUUCAUAUUUCAGAUGCUCUUAAAAUUAUUUGGCAUACCAUUUGUAAUAGCUCCAAUGGAAGCUGAAGCACAGUGUGUGUUUUUGGAAAAAAUUGGCCGUACUGAAGGUACUGUGACGGAUGAUAGUGAUGUAUGGUUGUUUGGAGCUAAUGUUGUUUAUAGAAAUUUGUUUGACAGUAAAAAAUAUGUUAAACAAUUUAAAAGCAUAGACAUCAAACAGAAAUUAGGUGACAAUUUGUGUGUAUUUAAAAAAAAAAUAAUAAUAUUACAUUGUAUUUUAAUUUGAUCUAGAAUUGUCUCGGAAUAGCUUUAUUCAAUUAGCAUUUCUUCUGGGGAGCGAUUAUACAAAUGGUAUUGAAGGCAUUGGUCCAGUAUCCGCUAUUGAGAUUUUAUCUUUCUUUGAACCAAAGACUAAAAAUAUGAACAUUGAAGAUAAAUUAUUAAAAAUUAAGGAGGUUGCAAAUUCAAGUUCUGAUGUUUUCAGCCAUAUACCAUUUAUAAAAAAAUUGAAGUCUUCCAAAAUCAGCAGUGGUAAGUAAUAAAAAUGUAAAAUAAUAAAUAGUUAAGUAAUAAUUUAGUAAUUAUAAAUAUAAUAUUUAUUUUAAAAUGUGAAUGUAUUAUUUAAAAUUUAGAUUUUCCUAAUAAAGCGGUUUUAAAUGCAUACCUCAAUCCAAGUGUUGGUGAAUCUGAUGACAAAUUUAACUGGGGUAUACCUCAGGUAGAUAAUAUUAUUCAAUUUGCUCGUACUAAUUUUAAUUGGGAUGUUCAAAAAACUCAAAGUACAUUAGAACCAGUUUUAAAGAAAAUGAAAGCAGAAACAGUAAGUUUUAAAAUAAAAUUAAAAUAAUUUAUUUUAAACUUAUGGUCUGUUUUUGAUAAGGCUCAAAAGUCAUUAGAUUCAUAUGUCAAAAGUCUCCCCAAAUUAAGCAACACAAACACUGGUAUGAGUAAGCGUGUAAAUCUCGCUGUGAAACGGAUGCGAAAUGACAAUAGUUCUAUAGAGACUAAUACUCAAAAAUCUGAAAAUCCAAACAAAAUUUCAUUAUCAAACAUUUCUAGUGAUAUAACAGAUAAAAAGCGUAGAAAAACAUACAAAUAAAUUGUUCCUGGAAACUGUCAUAGUGAGUAAAAUGUGCCAUAAUUAAACAUGUCCAAUAUUUAAAACAUGAACAGGUAUUUAUAUCAAUAGAACAGACAUUUCAUUAUUUCUAGUUUGUCUAUAUAUAAUACUUUUAAUCUAUUUAUUAUAAAAAUUUGUACAUUUUUACAGAAUCCAAAUUCAUAAUAUUUGAACAAAUUUACUUUUUAUUAAAAAAAUAUUAUUGAUGUAUAAUUCUUAAACUAUUCCAUAUAUCUAUUAAUAUUAUUGGAGUAAAUACUACUAUAAAUAACUCUAGUCAUUUUUUAAUAUAGUAUUCUUAAUAUUACAUAAUUAAAUAUUUAAAUAUCUUUUAAAAAUAAAAUUAAUCAAUCUAAAUUAAAUAUUAUUGCUUGUGUUAAACAAAAAAAUAUUUGUAGAGAAUUAAAAUGAUAUUUAUUUUAUUUAUUUAUUUAAUUAUAUACAAUAAUUGUUUUUUGUCACAAAAAAAAAAAAAAAAAUCACUAUUUAUAUAGAUUUCUACUAAUUAAUCUCUCAGUGGUUUUAAUUCCACAAACUCAAAUAGUGAAGCUAUUAAACCUUUUAUUAAUUUAAUGUGAAAAGUUUUAUUUUUAAGGUUACUUGAUUAUUGGACUUACCAAUUCAAAAUUCACCACAAACCUAACUUUCUUAACUAUUUAAUACUUGAAAAAUAUUUUACAAAAUAAAUUAUAUCUUCAUUGUAUCAAAUUUUUAUUCAAAUUAUCAUUAUUAAUCUUUUUUUUACCAAAAAAUUGAAUGAAUAUUAUAAAUAAUAAUUUGUCAUAAGUUCACCACCUUAAUUUUUGUAAUGUAGUUCUAUUAAAAAAUGUUUAUAAAUAUCAUAUUUAAUUUAUAGUUGCUGUUUUUUAUUGUUAUAAUCAAUGUUAUAGUAGUCUAGUAGUAAACAUAACAUUAUCAACAUUAUUCAUCAUUUAACAUUUAUUUUGAUUAAUAACUAAAUAGUUAUAUAAGUGAUACUAUUUAAGAUCCAAAACUUCUCAUUUUUCUAUUUAUUGUAUAUUUGUUUUCUUCUAUUCUUUAAAGGAAAUAUUAAAAAUAUUAAUAUCUACUUAUAUAGAUCUAAAUCAUAUGAUCCCAUCAUGUAUAUUAUUAUAAACUGUAAUAAUAUAAUUUGUAUUGUUAUGACACUAUUAAAUGUGUAAUUAAAUUUAGCACAAAUGCUUUAAAAAUUAUGUUAUACAGGUUUAAAAUUUUGCAAUUAUUUUUGGUGACCCUUAAAACAUACCGAGUCAAAAGUGAAUUUGUUUUAUACUUUACUGGUGUCAUGCAAAAUGUUUAAUUGUUAUUUUUUGCAUAUUUAAGAUCUAAAGAGCUAUUUUGCUUUGUUGUCCAAAUAGUAGAAUUAAACCUAAUAGGAUGUAUUUAGUUAUUUUUAAUAUCAUGUUAUCCUCAUUGUAUUGCUUUAUUAUCAGAUUUAAUUUUGUAUAUUUUCUAAUUUUUAAUGCUAUUUAUAGUUCUUAUUUUAGUUGUUUGAAGUGCAUAUUUAAAGCAUUAAAAGUUAACUUUUUAGUGCUAUUACUUUAGAGCCCUAAUAAUCACUAAUCAUCUGAUGAAUUUUAAAAUAUAUUCUAGUAAUAUUAAUAAUUUUGUAUUUUACAAAUUCAGGGUUACCACUCUUUUUGAGAACCCGGAAAUCCUAGAAAAGUCAGGGUAUAGAGAAUAUAUCAUAAUAUUCAUGAACAUUUAAAAUUUGAUAGCAGUCUAAAGUGUUUUCCCUAUAAUACUAAUAUUUUUGACGAUAAAACUAAGAACAUUAAAUUCUACUGCUAGUUAAGGAAAAGACUUGUAAUUAUUAUAGUUAAAAUUAAAUAUUGAAUAUUAUAAUAUAGAAUAUAAACAUAUAAAUGUUGGUUUAGACAAGUUUGAUUUUUUUUAUGGAAAGGCUGGAAAUAUCAGAUAAUUUUAAAAUUCAAAGAGUAGCAACUCUGUAAAUUAUAAUUAUAAUAUUUGUAUGUUUAAAAUCAUUUAUUACAAUUUUAAAUUUUUUAUUGGGGACGUUAUGACAUCAUGACUACAUUAUGUAAAAUAAAUAUCCAACUGAAUACUAUUAUCUCAGAUAAGAAUCAUAGAUAGGUAUACAGCAAGACCUUCUAAUUGUAUGGUUAAAAUAUUUCAAUAUAAUUUUGUCAAAGUAUUCUUUAUUUAUAAAAUAUAUUUAGCCUAAAGUUUUAUUCAAUAAUUAUUGGAAAAUAUCUAUGAACUAAUUUUAAACACCUAAUGUAUUAAUCUAUAUGAUUAAGUAUAUUCUAAAAUAAAAGAUAAUAUUAUUGAUAAGAUAUAUUUAUGUAAUAUAUCUAUACAUUCCUAUAAUAAGUUUUAUACACCUAUUUAAAGCUAUAUGAUUUAAAUAAUAUUGAUGUUUGGAAGACUUUAAGUAUUUACAUUUGUUGUUAUUACUAAGUAAUAUUAUAAUUUAGUCGUAAAAUGUAUGUAUAAAUUUGGUUAUUUUCUAUGAGCUAAUCCAAAUUUUUUUUGUUAAUCAUUCGUGUUUUGUGUAUGUAUUUUUUUUUUAAAUUAUUUCCAUAACAUAUAUGUUUAUAAAAUGAUAGUUAAUAGUAAAAUUGUUUAGUUGUGUGCUUUCUUACGUGUUAUUAAAUGUAUAUCAGCUACAUAAGUAGAUACAUUUUUUGGAAACUAUUCACUGAUUUUGAUUUUAUUCAAUUAGAUAUAACAAUAUUUUUAUUCUUUUUCAUCUGUCAUUAAAUGUUAUUAUUUAUUAUACAUUUCUGAUCAUUAUUUUUAUUGUUAGUUUGGUAAUUUAAACUUAAAAACCAAGUAGACAAAUAUUUUUAAUGAUAUAAUAAUAAUUGCUGGUAUUAUUUAUUUAAUUGGUACAUAUUGGUGUAUUAAAAUGUGUAAUGUAUGUCAGUUACUUUAUAACACUUCAAUAUUUUAUUCAGUUACCUAGUAUUUAGUUAAUUAAAACAUUAUAUUUAUAGUAUUUUGGUUAUAAAAUGUUGUGUUCUUAUAUAAUUUAUUUUAAAUCUUUUAUUUAUUUUAUUUUAAAAAUAAUUUAUGUGUACUAUAUUUCCAAUAGGUAAUCAUAUGAUUGUAGUAUCUAUCCAAUAAUUUGGUAUUUUUGUUUAUCUUUAUAUAUGUUUGAAUGUUUAAUGUUUUAUUUGUUUAAGAGUUGUUAUUAAGAAAUUAAUAAAUGUGGUAUACUAUAUACAU